Cydia splendana is the source of this 6726-nucleotide messenger RNA. Its product is annotated as AF4/FMR2 family member lilli. Gene Ontology annotation, cellular component: histone deacetylase complex; transcription regulator complex. Gene Ontology annotation, molecular function: transcription corepressor activity. Gene Ontology annotation, biological process: negative regulation of DNA-templated transcription; regulation of transcription by RNA polymerase II. The record is from RefSeq and is a predicted model, not a curated record. NCBI's taxonomy places the organism in Eukaryota, Metazoa, Arthropoda, Insecta, Lepidoptera, Tortricidae. Bases 1419 to 4859 code for a protein of 1146 amino acids. The transcript has 21 exons.
AAGCAGAAACAAAACAUCAAAGACGACGAUAGACGGCAUAAGAUGUGCACACAAUGGAAUCUAUUAGGACAACCGUCGUUACUCAAGAAAACCCACGCGUUUGUGAAAGCGGCCUAAGAGAGUUUUCCACAACUCACUAACACCGAUUCGCUGCUCGUGGCCACGCGAGUUUUCACGCACACACGCCUGCGUAGUGAAGUAAGCGGCUGAAACUAGGCGAGAGAUCGCGAGAGAGAGCGACAUCUCGCUUGCGCCCAGCCUCCCGUCCUAUUUCAACAGGUUUCGCCUUUCAGCAGUUGCAGCGAGAAACGCGUGCCUCUGCCUCUAGUAACACAGCACAAACAGUUAGAGGAACACACGUCGCGUUCGGAAACUGAAAACACAGUUUCACUGACAGCGUGGACAACACCUGACAUUCACCGCCGUCCUCCGACUUACGGUUGUUUAUCGCAUAUUAGUAAGAUGGGCUGACACGAUUCGCGAGAGAGAUAACUAUUUUUAAAUCCAUAUGGCCCGUAGCGGCGCGUGUUCAGUGGACGGUCGUAGUGCUCGAGAAAACCUCGCGAUCCCGCGGUCCCGCGUCCGCGGAGCGUGUCAGUCGUCACGUGCGAAACAUGAAAACUGUCAAACCUGACUGUGCCAAAAAGAAUCAUCAAAUAAACCCUAUAUAGAAAAUAUGCUAAUGUUAUAAUAAAGUGCGUCCGAUGCGGUGGAAGGGAUGAUUGGAAUGUAGUUAUAUAGUUUUGUGAUGAAAGACAUAGAAAGUUAGCAAGAUGUAAAUUUAUGCAUACUAUCAAUGUUUACCUCUUCAGUGUUGUGAAUAACGAUUAGUUUAAAUUAUUGUAGUGUACGGAGGAGCCGAUAUGGAGGGAAACUGCCGCAGAGUGGUCUUGCGGACGAUGUGGAACUGACGGCGAAGCACCCGGUUGUGAUAACAUAGGAUGUGUGGUUUCGGCCACCCUCUGCUCACGGACGUAUCAAUAAUAAUCAAGUCUGGUUGUAAAAUCAAUCCAUAAGUUGUGAUUAAAAGCUAGGAAAGCAAAGUAAUACUGAUAUAUGUACCUAUAUUGAUAAAUGAUAACAUGUUAAGAAUUCGAGUACUUAAUAGAUACCUGUUCUGGUGUUCAUGUUUCUACUUCUACUGUUAGCGAUGUUACAAAGGUUGUCUGUGUUACAUUUAGGACUCGAUUUUUCCUGAAUUUCGCUCGAGGUUGUGAAUACUUAUAAUAAAGAACUGACGCAAAAACUUGCAAGCUCCAUUAUCAUUGAGAUGGCGAAUGUGCUGGGUUGUUUUCAAAGUGAUACAGUGAAAGUACUUGGACAUAGAUAAAUUGUGUUUGUGAUAAGGAGAGGAAAUCAAAGCAACCUUAACUGGUUAGAAUGUGUUGGUAGAGAGCGGUAGCAGUGGCCGAGCGACGAUGGCAGCCGUUAACUCGGUGGCAACCACGCGGCUGCCGCUGCCGACGUUCUCGCCGCGCGCGGUGCUGAUGUACAGCGCCGCGGUGGGCGGCGAGGGCGCGGUGGCGCUGCAGCUGCGCGAGGCGGCCCCCGGCGAGCUGGAGGGCGCCCGGCUCAGCCUGCACGACGACCGGCUCGCCAUAGCCUGCCACGAGCCGGAGCUUCUCGCCGACCUUCUGCAUGCGACUGGUGCGGCUGAUAUAGAUGGGGAUCACGAUGAGCUAAGUGCCCUAUUGGGAGCGGCCUCACCGGAGCUCGGGCUCGCCUCCGACGCAUCGGAUAGCCUUCCUCUCCCUGAUCAUGAUAAUGAAUGCACGACCUCAUCCUCGUCAUCGGGCGUGACGAAUAGUGUCACGACAGUGUCGGUAGCGGUGUCGGGCCUAGAACGCUCGCCCACCGUCAAGAAAGUGCGCCCCAAGCCGUGCUCACCCAACCGUCAGGGCCCUCAGCAGUGCCAAGUAUGCAACAAGAUAUUCGGUAACGCAUCGGCGCUCGCCAAGCACAAACUGACGCACAGCGACGAGCGCAAGUAUGUGUGCAUCACUUGCGCAAAGGCCUUCAAGCGGCAGGACCAUCUUAACGGGCACAUGCUAACACACCGUAACAAGAAGCCGUACGAAUGCAAAGCGGACGGGUGCGGCAAAUCGUACUGCGAUGCGAGAUCCCUGCGCCGGCACACGGAGAACCACCACCAACCGUCAGGCUCAAAAACCUUAUCAUCCAGUGAAUCAUCACAAUCAGUAGUAAAAAAUCGUUCGAACAACACUGUCGCAAGCGCACCGAGCGCCGAGCGCGAGCCCGCCUCCCAGCGGCUGGCGUCGCCGGCGUCACCACCCAGAAACUACCCGCCGCACUCGGAUUCAAGCAACUCGGGGUCCGAGAAGUCGACGAGCAGUCGGAGCGUCAGCCGCGGCGGCAGCGACAGUAGUCCGCCGGGCACGCCGCCCGCACCGCCAACGCCACCCUCUCGGACCAAGCUGACCAAGCCUCCGACCAAACCUAAGACAACUACCGCGCAGCAGGGGAGCCAGAAAUGUGGCAGCGCGGCGAGUGCGAGCGGGAGCGGCAGCGGGGCGAUGAGCGGAGCGGGCGCGGGCGGGGGCGCGGUGCGCGGCGAAGUCAAGCCUGUCGAAUGCAAUUUGUGCCAUCGGAAGUUCAAAAAUAUACCCGCUCUCAAUGGCCAUAUGAGAUUACAUGGCGGAUAUUUUAAGAAGGACUCUGAUAGUAAAAAAAUGGAUAAAAAGGAAUCUACGGGACCUCCAUUACAAACGGCGUCUGUAUCCGUGCGAGCUCUUAUAGAAGAGAAAAUUAUCAGCCGGCGAGGCGCAAUAACAAUCUCUCCAGGUGUAGGCAAUACGGAUACGACGGCAGGGGGCGCGGGGUUCGCAACGCCCGCCCCGCCGCCGCUAGCGCCCGCGCGAUCGUCGGCGUCGCCCGUCUCACCCGCCGCCAGCACGGCUCAGUUCGUACCGCCGCGCGCCCCACCCGCUACCACUAUUGCCCCCAACACUACCGCUGCAACCGCCACCGCCGCGCAGAGAGACUCCACCCUCAUCGAGCUACUAAAAAGAGGCAACUCAAAGGUUGUGAAACGUUCGACGUCGGACCCGGGGCAAUCAUCACCUCAGCAGGAGUUCACUUUUAGACCCGAACUUUUCGGAGUUUCUUUCAACUCUGACGAUGGCUACUUCUCGCCCGCUCUAAACGAGGAUACUUUCCAAUUUACAACGACACCGGAACAGUUGGAAGAACUGGCGUCAUUAGAGGACUAUGCGACGGUAGCCGCGUCCAUUAGAGAAAGAUCUCCGGUUACUUUCCCGUCUAGUCGACGCCUUGCAGCCGUUUUGAACUCGCCACUGCCUGAAUCAUUAGCUGAUUUUGGCGCUUGUCACGGCGGCUCGCCAGUACCGUCACCUGGCAUUGGCUAUACGGCAAACUCCCCGGGCCUAUCCUACUCUACCGGAGAUUCCCCUGGGUUAGCCUACACGGCGACAUCUCCUGGCGGGAGCUACUCGACGCAACCAGAACCGUCGCCUGGAUUAGCGUAUCCGACACCACCUGCUUCUCAUGAUGCACAUUCGCCAGCGCAUACAGUGCCGCGUGUAUCGUCGCCUUUAUCUGCUGCCUUCUUUACGGCAACGAUGUCAAGUCAAGAAGAGGUAGAAGAAGCUCUGGAGGAAGUAUUACCCGAAGAAUGUAGAUCACUUGAUGCGUACUCUUUGGAGCCAUCGCCUAUGCCGCGCCGUAUAAUGCUCAAUUCUGAAGACCCGCUCUUAUCGAGCAGUCCGCGGGACUUCUCGAAUCAAAGACCUCCUCGCCGAUAUAGUCGCCUGCCAUCAACAUCAUCUUUAACAAACGCCGUACAUCAAUGGCAGCAUGAAGCUAGUUCUCUUCAGGUUUGCAUAGAAGGCCAGACAGUGCCAGCAGUGUUCCUAAGCCCGAGCAGCGUGCCCGCGUCCCCGCAGCGUCGCAAGCGUCGCGCGUCGCCCGCGGGCCCGUACCGCACCCGCAUGCGGCGACAUCUGAGCCACUACACCCCGCAGCCACUCCUGCCGCCGGACAGAGAAGGCCCUGGCCUUUUUGUGGAACUUACAGCAGGUCUUCCGAGUAUGGAAACCGACAUGCUAACGCAGCUAGAGGAGCCCCAGCAGCCAACGAUCAACAUUGGACAGGAGCAUCAAGCGGACAUACCGGAGAUGUGCAACGACCGGAUAGACCUCCAUCGAGCCUCGGAGCAACUGCUGUGGGACCCCGGCAUCAAUGACGCGCUUGAUGACAAUGAAGUCCGCAUGUUCAUGGAGCUGGCUAUGUGCGCGGCCAUGCCGGUGGGCGGGCACACGCGCGAGUUCGCGCUGCAAGUGCUGGGCGAGUGCGGCGGCGACGUGCGCGCCGCCACGCUGCGGCUCAUGUCGCGCCCCGCCGCGCCCGCGCAGCACGAGUCGCGCUGGGCGCCCGACGAGGUCGAGGCCUUCCUUGCCGGCCUGCGUCACUACGAUAAGGACUUCUACAGGAUUUCCCAGCUGAUAAGAACCAAAGACUCGAAGCAGUGCGUACAGUUCUACUAUUUCUGGAAGAAAGUUACCAAAGACUACAAGAUGCUGUACUUGAGAAGCUGGAACAUGGAACAGCAGUUGUCCACACAAGGUCAGCCGCCGGCCUCGUGCGCCGCCGCCGCCGCCGCGUCGCCCACGCCUUUCGAGGCCGAGGAGUUCCCGUGCAAGAUCUGCGGGAAAGUAUUUAACAAAGUAAAAAGUCGUAGCGCACACAUGAAGUCGCACCGGCCACUCGACGCCGAGCCGAAACGGCCCAAACUCGAAAAGCCUUAUGAAAAGGUCGAGCGAUCCGACGAGCGGUACGCGACUGCCGAUUACCAAUGCAAACCGCCCGCGCACUCUCUGUAACCGACCCCUUGUCACUCCCGGCGACUAACUCGCGCUCGGCCUCGCUCAGUGUCUGUGCUCUACUCCGCCGAUACCGAUACCGGCGAACAGGCCCCGGCCUGCGCGCUAGCAGCGCCGUAUGCCGCGAGGCGGCCUCGCGCGCCCCGAGGACAAAAUGCUGAAUUGUUUAAGCAUUUAUUAUAAUUAUUACAAAUUAAAUAGAAUUAUAGAUAAAUUAAAAAGUGAUCUAGUUGAGAGCGACGUAGUGGCUAGUAGCUAGAGAAGAGUUAGCUUGGGUAAACUGAACGAUUAGCUUAAUAAAACUACUAAUUAUUCGAAAUUCUCGUAUUGCUAAGCUUGAAGAGAUCGCAGAAAGAUAUUUUGUAUAACGAUUGAUACAUAGAUAGAUAGUUCUUCGUAAAGUUUUUUAUAAGACACUACGACUUCUAAAUGUGACUUUGCAAGUGUGAUGUUGUACAUAGAGAUAUAACAGCUCGGCGCGGACGCCGCUAAGACCGGCGCCGCCGAGCUCUAUUUGAAUGAUAAUGAAACUAUAAAAGUAUUACAACUUCGAGUGUGAUACUAAUAGUGUAGUAACUACACUACCUCGUCUUACUCGACCGUUUCAUUUCAUUGCGAGCUCAGCUCAUUAAAUUACGUUUGCUUGUUUGCUCAUCUCGUUGUUAUUUAUUCUUAGUCAUUCGUUUAAGUUUUGUUCUAGUCGCGUUAGACAUCAUUAAACGCACUUAAUCUCACGCCACUCAGGUUUAGACAACGAUAAGAGAACUGUAUCAAAUCAGCAUCCGUGCCGAUACCCAUCGCCCAACUUGGACCCAUAUUCAGAUUUUUAAUAUAUGAUAUCAAUUUGAUUUGAAAUUUAAAAUAAUGUUGAUGAUAAUAUUCUUAAAAUGUGAAUAUGUGUCUUGUACCGGAGCGGAGCGAUUCACAAUUGCACAUAUGUAGAGGAGGGAUCGCAGGCGCUCGGCCUCGUUGCCGUCGGCCUCGCCGCGCGCCUCGCAUCUCUGUUCAUUCCACUUGCUCGUUCACAGACUAAAACAAAAUAAUGGAAGGAUACUAAUAUUUUUUUACACAAAUAUUAUUAAAAUGCUCAAAUGUUCUAUAUUUUAUGUUGAUAACUUAUUGAAUAGUUCCUUAUUGAUUGUUCUAAAUAUGGUAUUAUUUAAUAUUUAAAUAGUUAAUUUUUGAUUGUAGUAAUAUUUUCUAUAAAUGAAUGUAAUGUAAUUCUAUAUUAUACGUGUAGAUCCGUGUUGUGAUAUGUAUUGUUGUUUCAGAGAUCUGUAAGUACUGUAUCGUUUGAAGGAAUGUACAAAUCGGGCAAUAAUGUCGUUGCUCAAGCCUACUCUAUGUACCGACUCGAUGUGUGUCCACUCGUAGGUCCGCGGCCCGCGACCCGCGACUGCUCCUCUUACUAACGUAAUAUUUUGCGGUUGUGACCUCCUCGAUCGACUUACUGUUGUCUUCCGAAAGUACUUUUAACAACCGACUCAAUAUUAAUUUUGGGGCAAUAUUCCUUAUAAAAGACAUGUUAAUACCUUCGAAUUAUUUAUUGAUAUUAUUAACACUUCACUGUUUAGAUUAACAUUUAACAUUACGGAGUAAAUGUAAGGCGUGUAACGCUGACAGUAUUAUGAUUAUAACUCGAUUCUUGGAAAUAAUUUAUUGUGGGAUUAGUCCCGAAACGAACAUUGAGAUAUGAAUUUAUUCUUCUGAAAGUUUACUGGAUAUUCGUUUUCCUUCCAUGAGUACCUGAAAUGGCCAGAGGGCGCCUCGAAGAGUUUCUUUAUCUGCGCGGUGUAGUGUACUUAACCGCUGCAUUAGCUGUAAUCGUUGCGAGCGGUUCGCGCCCGCGGUAUCGUCUUGGGUUGUC